Drosophila elegans is the source of this 583-nucleotide messenger RNA. RefSeq lists its product as uncharacterized. NCBI's taxonomy places the organism in Eukaryota, Metazoa, Arthropoda, Insecta, Diptera, Drosophilidae. The transcript has a single exon. Bases 109 to 462 code for a protein of 117 amino acids. The record is from RefSeq and is a predicted model, not a curated record.
AGAAGGCUGAGGUUUUACCGCUUAGUGUUUCAAAUUAGUAGAAGCAACAAGACGAUUAAAAAAUCUCCCAAAAUUGAACUCAUAGAGAAAGAUUUUAAAACAGUGAUAAUGUCUUCUUUAAGUCCAUCGGAGAAACCGAGCACAAGCUCCGACUUGCAGAAGCAACAUGAAAAGGAACGAGAGUGUUCUUUAGCCGAGACCCAGAAUUUUGAUGAGAUCGACAAGCGAUUGGAGAUGCUUUUGGCCCGUGUAACAACUCUCGAAAGAUCGCUGAGCAAGUUGAACUUCACCACUCAGCCAUCUUGCACUGCAGGAAAUCGAGAAGAUACCGAUGAGGAAUUAGAGGGCCUUGAGAACGUAUUGAACGCCCAGGAGCGUCUACUUUCGGACUCUGCGGAUGGCGAAGAUAUCGAAGAAAAGGAAGGGGUCGAUCCUAUCCAAGAUUUACCUGAAGAAAAUUAAACAAUUAAUAAGUGCUUAUAAUGCUUUGAAGGAUAUUAAAAUAUCUAUUGUUGUUGUUAGUUAAUGGCAGAAAAUAAUUGAGAACGGUGUAAAAUAAUAAAAAGUACAAGUAGCAUUCAAA